Molecule: messenger RNA, 2755 nt
Organism: Galleria mellonella (greater wax moth)
Lineage: Eukaryota; Metazoa; Arthropoda; Insecta; Lepidoptera; Pyralidae
Exons: 7
Coding region: 100-1563 (487 amino acids)
Source: RefSeq, a predicted model, not a curated record
UGUGUGGCGCAGUUUAAACAAGGACAUAUAUACAAACAACGUUUUAUGUGAACAUAGUGGGAUAGUUGGUUGGUGGACGUUACAUUUUUCACCAGAACGAUGCAAAGGACCGACCGCUGGCCGGAGGAAUUCGAUCCAGAAACCUCUAGAAGCAGGCCUGGCUCCAGAAGGAACUCCACAUCGCAGUCCAGGCGGAACAGCGUGAAAAAGGAGAAAGAAGGGAAGAAGAAGUCGCCACUAGACGCUGCGUCCAACUCAAAUAAUUCCACACCGAAAAAAGCGACGAAGCCUCAGAAUCUGGAUUUUAUUGUAACGGGGAAACAAUGUGUGAAAAGGUCCGACAGAGCCAACUCCCUGCCCGGGUACCACAGGCGCCCGUCGGCCGAGUCCAUCAGGACCAAGAGAUCGUUCGAGUCGCCCAAACGCGUGGUGGACUCGCAGUCCUCCAAGAGCAGGGAGACUUCCUUGGAGGACGACGUGUCCCUGGACUUGUCUCAAGUUUCAGAUUUCGAAGAUACAAACUCUAAGUAUGGCAUACCACAAAAGGUCACAGCGUUUGCUACCUCCACACCCAAAACCAAGCCCAGGAGCGGCUCAUUGCAGAACCAGCUUCAUUCCCAACGCGUCGAGUCCAGAAGAGCUCAGAAGACGGACUCGAAAAGCCGAGACAGCGUCUGUAGUCGGGAAAGUUUGUACAAGACCUCGUCAUCAGCAAGUCCUUAUAGAUACGGAGUGAGUACAGAGCUGGACUACUCCUCGGUCUCUCCCGAGUACUCCGGGCAGUCGUCCACGGAGAUGUCCCCUCGCGUCUCGCGGCUCACGGACACGGCUGUCACCCCUCGCAGCCAGGACAUGAUGGUCUCCAGUUGCUGCGGUGGCAGCUGGCAGGAAUGCAGCGAGAUCGAGAACACGGCGGUCGAGGGUCGCGCCGACGGCGAGUGGAACAACUUCUGGGCGAACUACAAUAACUCCAUAGCGAAAGUGCCCAUGAAGAGUUACUACGACCAGUGCCCCACGCCGUACAGGACCGAAAAUAUUGAUUUGGCCGAUUUGGAAUUCUCUGCUGACGGCUCCAGGAAACGAUCUCCAGACAACAUAGAGGAUAUAAAUUAUAUAAUUCGAAACGAAGGCCUGCAUCUGACGCCGAGAGAAACACAAAACAUAAUCAAAUGCGCCCACAUACUGGGCAACGUAUUGAGCAAAGCAAUCGAGAGACGAUGCAGAGAAAAAGACAGCGACACAAAAAUACAAGAAGUCAAAUCCGAUAUCGAUGAUCCAGCCCGCGAACUUAAAAAGAAAACGAUGAAACUAGACUUGAAAGAGACGCACGUACCCGUGAAUGUUGUUGAGGAAAAGAGAAGCGAGACGGUCACAACUCAAACUGACAUUUCACUUCCAAAUACGAAAAGCGCGCCAAGAAUAUUCGAAAAGAUCCUGAGGCAACUGUCAAGAACGUCUCUAGAGGAGGCCACAGAUAAAAAAGCGGGCGAAAAUAAAACUGGCGAUGAGAAAGUUGUUCAUAAUAAGGAGGAAGAAAAGAAGGAGGUCCAAAAGGAAAAUUAAUGUUUGUUACAUAUUCGUUUACGCUCUAUACAAUGUUCUAGUCAAAUUAUAUUUGUAAGAUCUUGUAAUAGGUACUUACCUAUCUACAUCCGGCAUGUCGACAUUCCAAUUUACUAUAUAAUAAUUGUUCUUAGUUCAAAUCUCUCCAUGUUUUUUGGCGGAUGCACUUUGUACCGUGCCAUAUGAAGAGAAAAAGGAAAAAUAUAUAUCCUACAGUUUUGUAAAUGUGUUUAAGGAUUUUAAAAUAAUAUAGUUACUUAGUUAAUGCUCUUUAUUUAUUGUUUAUUAUUUAAUUUACCUUCUUAUUAAAAUAAUCUAUUGUAUUUAAACUGGUGGUCUACCAUGAAAUGAAAUUCCGAAAUUUCGGGUUCAAUUUCGUGUUUUUGUUCGUACCGAAAUCGACCCAGUAAAUGGAGCUUAACGUUUCGUUCAUCAUAAAUCCUAUCCCAAUAGUCCAGAGGAACGAUAUUUUAACAUUUUUAAUAAUUUUAAACGUAUUGUAUGUAUUAUGUAAUUUUAACAUCAAAUUACUGUUUCGUUCGUCCCCGAAAUUUCGAAAAAUAUUUCAUGGUAGGCCCUCUGAUUAUUAUAAGUGCAAUAAUUAGGUAUGUUCAGAAAAUAUGCGACAACUUGACUUUACCCUUAUGACCAAACCAUAGAUAUUGAAUCGCGCGCAGUGUACACUUGCAACACUACUGCGCAAGUAUUUAAUAAAUGAGCAAGUAGUUAAGUAAUAAGUAUUUAUUUUGUAUGUGAACAGCGCAAGUGAAUCAUGCUCAAGUUAUGUGUUGAUAGUUAAAAAGUAAAUAAAAAGUUUUAAGGAAAUAAUGCUAUAGUACGUGGAUAUUUAAUAAAUGUUUUCCAUUCCAACGUCGAAUCUUUCAAUAUCUUUACCUAAGUAUGUUUUAAAAAUGAAAAUUCUGUAUCUAUGGAAGUAUGUUUUGUUCCGCCAUUAAAAAACGGUUUAUGUUUUAUAAGAGACGGGAAUUAAUGCGAUCAUUUGUGACUACUCAGUCUACUUGUGACCACAGCCGGAGAAACCUGGUCGAAACGUGGAGAUAAUAAAAACAAAUCUACCUUUAAAUCUAAACUACGUGAUCGCUUCCUAAAAAAUUUGUAAUACAUUUUGUAACCUCUUUCUUGUUUCUCUCUAUUAUUUUUCUUUUACUUUCUAAUUGCACUUUUUACUUCA